AUGUCAGAACGUCGUAACUUAUAUGUUGAUGCUAUUACUUGCUACUCACUCCCUCUUUAUGAAAUACUUUUACAUUCUCCUCCUACUAUUAACAAUUUAUAUUCUUCUAGCUUUAUACCACCGAAUCUUCUUUUAGAUGGCUCUGACGUUGCCAGAAAGCUUCUUGUAAGCGAGGUUUUCCAGUUAGAUAUUGAUCAUCAGGUGCUUCGUGUUCGUCCUUCCUUCCAAUUCGCUCGCCAUCCUAUUGUAUCCCAACGUGUUGCUGAUUUCAUUCAGUCGCGUCAACUACUAUUCCAACCUUUCUUUGCACAACAGUGCUUCAUUGCUCCUCGUCCAACACUCAACCCACAUCAACCUCCCUCCCUUCGAGCGUUCUGCCGUAGCAUUAUCGUUCCUCCUUCUUCCUUGCCUUCGCGAGGCCGGUUGCCGCUCAACAGCAUCCGUUACUUCAAAAAACUACGUCAAAACCUCUCCUCUACCUCCUCCUCACUCUCUCCUCUCCGGCCGGCUCAAUGGCUCUCCUUCUGGAGAAUCUCAAUCCCCCUGGCUGCUCGCACGGUCUGGUACCGAGCUAUUUACGAAAAAAUCCCUUCAAGAGCUCUGCUACAUUUACGCAUCCCCGGAAAACACCCUUCUCCCCUAUGUACCAUCUGCUCUGCCUCUACCACGGAGGAUAUCACCCAUACUCUGUUCUCCUGCCCUCCCAAGUUAUUGGUCUGGCGACACAUGUACCACACCUAUCUCUCUGCUUCUUCCUCAAUCUCUGAUGUUGAUCUGAUUCAUUUCUUCCAACAAAUAUUACUCUGUUCCUCUCCCUAUCUUGAUCGUGAUCUCUCUCUCUCGUUCAAUGAUCUCUCUAUUCCUCAACUUUUCGCAACUACUCUGCUGACAAUAUGGCAAGCGCACUGGCGCUGGAUCUUCGACCGAACCCCGUUCAUCGCUGACACUGUUCAACAUCGUCUUGCUCGCUCUCUUGCUCGCUUGGAUGCCGAGUUAAAGCUAGAUUCGUAA
This is a messenger RNA of Mucor velutinosus, 1011 nucleotides long. RefSeq names its product rRNA processing protein (gene IPI1). The coding region runs from base 1 to 1011 and encodes 336 amino acids. The transcript has a single exon. NCBI's taxonomy places the organism in Eukaryota, Fungi, Mucoromycota, Mucoromycetes, Mucorales, Mucoraceae. The record is from RefSeq and is a predicted model, not a curated record.